Molecule: messenger RNA, 1062 nt
Organism: Schistosoma rodhaini
Lineage: Eukaryota; Metazoa; Platyhelminthes; Trematoda; Strigeidida; Schistosomatidae
Source: the annotation of a GenBank genome assembly
AUGGGAUGUUUACUAAGUAUUGACGAGAAGGAAGCUGUUCAAAGAUCUAAACAGAUUGACGCCUCUCUCAAAAGCGAUGGUGAAAAAAUGGCGAGAAUAGCUAAGCUUUUGUUGCUUGGUGCUGGUGAGUCUGGGAAAAGCACAAUACUUAAGCAGCUAAAAAUUAUUCACCAGUCUAGCUAUACAAGAGAGGAAUGCUUACUUUAUAAACCUGUUGUUUAUAGCAACACUGUUCAGAGUAUGAUAGCGAUUAUACGAGCUAUGGGUCACUUGUACAUUAAAUUUGAGGAUGAGUGUAGAGUAGAUGAUGCUCGAACUUUAUUCGCGUGUGCGAAUGAGGCUGCGGACGGUUACUUAUCCACUGAAUUAUACAGUGCUCUUUAUCAACUCUGGAAUGAUGGUGGCGUUCAACAGUGUUUCAAGCGUUCAAGAGAAUAUCAAUUAAAUGACUCAGCAUCUUAUUUUUUCAAUUCUUUAGAUAGAUUGGCUAAACAUGAUUACAUUCCGACCGACCAAGACGUAUUGAGAACACGUGUAAAGACUACGGGUAUACAAGAAACUCAGUUUUCUUACAAAAAGAUUGAAUUUCGGUUAGUAGAUGUCGGUGGACAAAGAUCAGAGAGAAAAAAAUGGAUUCAUUGUUUCCAAGAUGUAACUGCAAUCAUAUUUGUGGUUGCAUUAAGUGAGUAUGAUCUUGGUCUAGCUGAAGACCAAACAACGAAUCGAAUGGUUGAAUCUAUGAAUUUAUUUGAUUCCAUAUGUAAUAAUAGUUGGUUUACUGAAACCAGUAUGCUGUUAUUUUUGAAUAAACGCGAUUUAUUUGAACAGAAAAUCUACCAUUCACCACUGACAAUUUGUUUUCCAGAAUACAUAGGUGAAAAUAAUUAUCAAGAAGCUGGAUUAUAUAUACAGACAAAAUUUGAAGCACUUAAUAGACAGACAACAAAAGAAAUUUAUACACAUUUUACAUGUGCUACAGAUACUACAAAUAUACAGUUUGUAUUCGAUGCUGUAACAGAUGUUAUCAUAAGGCGUAAUCUUAAAUUAGAUGGACUUUUAUAA